Rhodotorula graminis WP1 is the source of this 855-nucleotide messenger RNA. RefSeq lists its product as uncharacterized. The transcript has 10 exons. The record is from RefSeq and is a predicted model, not a curated record. Gene Ontology annotation, biological process: mitochondrial citrate transmembrane transport. Bases 1 to 855 code for a protein of 284 amino acids. Lineage: Eukaryota; Fungi; Basidiomycota; Microbotryomycetes; Sporidiobolales; Sporidiobolaceae.
AUGUCCAAGGUCCAGUCAAAGAACGAGAAGCCCCACCUCGCCCUCAUCGCAGGCGCCUUUGCUGACCUCAAGACCCAGACCCAGUUCGCCCACCGCACCGCCGGUCAGAAACCACCUGGCCUGUGGGCCAUCACCCAGCAGACGUUCGCCCGCCACGGCAUCACGGGCUUCUACUCGGGCGUCGGCGCCCUCGUCGCCGGCAACUCGCUCAAGGCCGGCGUCCGCUUCCUGUCGUACGACCGCUUCAAGCAGCUCCUCGUCGACGACCAGGGCAAGCUGAGCGGUCCCAGGAGCUUGCUCGCUGGACUCGGUGCAGGCAUGAUGGAAGCCCUGUUUGCCGUCACGCCCUCGGAAACCAUCAAGACCAAGCUCAUCGACGACCAGAAGCGCGAGAUCCCGCGGUAUCGAGGGCUCGUGCACGGCACCAUGUCGAUCGUGCGCGAGGAGGGCAUCUCGGGCAUCUACCGCGGACUCGGCCCGGUCGCGGCACGGCAAGGCGCCAACUCGGCGGUGCGCUUCACGACCUACGGCACGCUCAAGUCGUUCGUCCAGGGCAGUCGGCCAGGAGAGGCGCUCCCGUCCGGCAUCACGUUCGCGAUCGGUGCUGUCGCCGGCGUCGUCACCGUGUACGCGACCAUGCCCCUCGAUGUCAUCAAGACGCGCAUGCAGUCGCUCGAGGCGCGCACGCAGUACCGCAACGCUUUCCACUGCGCGGCGCGCAUCUUUGCCGAGGAGGGCGUGCUGCGGUUCUGGCGCGGCGCGACCCCUCGCCUCGCCCGCCUGGUGCUCAGUGGCGGCAUCGUGUUCACCGUGUACGAGAAGGUCAUUGUCCUGAUUGGCGGCCGGGCAGUGUAG